CCCAAAAAUCCACCGAAUUCCAAUUACAACCCGAAAUAGGCAAGGAAUAAAGAAAGAAGAAAGGGCCAAAGAAGAGAGAGAACUGAAGAACAUCUCAACUUCGGCUUCCAGUUCCAGAACGAAGCUCAGAUUCCAUUGCUGCAACUCACACCAGAGUUUCCUUCUAAUCUCUUCAUCUCUGUAGCCGGCGACAACCCUCUUUUUCCCCAUUUCAUUCUUCAAUAUUCGCUGAUUAUGCCAGACGUGCAAGCCCUUGUGAAUGAUUUCGUUAUCAAACUUAAGAGGCGUAAAAUUGAGGGCUCCUUGGCCACCGCGAAGCAUACAGCUGAAUUGCUUCGUUCUGUCAUUUCGCAGCAGCGAAUACCCUACACGAACCAGGCGGCUGCUUUGAUUGAAGCUGUGAAAGCUGUUGGCGAGCAGCUGAUUGCUGCGAAUCCUGUUGAGCUUGCUGUGGGUAAUAUUGUGAGACGGGUUUUGCACAUUAUUAGAGAGGAGGAUCUCUCUCUCACCACAGCUUCUAUUGCUGGGUUGAGCUUAUCAGCAGUUAGUGAUGAUGAAGAUGACAGUGAAAAAGAUGAUCGCCCAGUCCUCUCAGCUGCUGCUGUUGCAGCUGCUGCAAGAAGCACUUUGCGUCCACCUUCCUUGCAAACUCUUCUUGAGGACGUGCCUAAUCAAACAUCGGUUCAUCAAACUUCAUCAUCUGGAGGUGAUUCAGAAGGAAAAAGCAAAUCUGUUGAUAAAAGUUCGAGGAGUCGGAAACUCAAGCAUGAUGUAAUUGAAGCUGUUAAUGAGCUCAUUCAGGAUAUUGCAACUUGUCAUGAACAGAUUGCCGAGCAAGCAGUGGAGCACAUUCAUCAGAACGAGGUAAUAUUAACUUUGGGGAGCUCCAGAACGGUAUUGGAAUUUCUCUGUGCUGCUAAGGAGAAGAAAAGGUCCUUCCGGGUGUUUGUUGCUGAGGGUGCUCCAAGAUAUCAGGGUCAUCUUCUUGCUAAGGAGUUGGUUACAAGAGGUUUACAGACCACACUUAUUACUGAUUCUGCAGUUUUUGCCAUGAUUUCCCGGGUGAAUAUGGUAAUAGUUGGAGCACAUGCUGUCAUGGCAAAUGGUGGUGUCAUGGCACCAGUCGGAUUGAAUAUGGUGGCCCUUGCAGCUAAAAGGCAUGCUGUUCCUUUCGUCGUGCUAGCUGGAAGUCACAAGUUGUGCCCUUUGUAUCCUCAUAAUCCCGAAGUUCUACUCAAUGAACUGAGGUCCCCAUCAGAGCUACUGGACUUUGGUGAAUUUUCAGAUUGCAUGGACUUUGGAACUAACACUGGCUCUCCUCUUCUCCAUGUAGUCAAUCCUACAUUUGACUAUGUGCCACCAUCACUUGUUAGUUUAUUUAUUACUGACACAGGUGGCCAUAACUCAUCAUACAUGUAUCGGCUUAUUGCUGAUUAUUAUUCAGCUGAUGAUUUGGUAAUUAAAAGAAGGCCUUCUACAGGCAGUUGACAGCUCCCUUCUCAUUCAUCAUAUAUGUAAGGGUUGCAGUUAGCAAUACAAACGAGCUGAUGAGAAUAAUCAUAAAUUUUUAGCCUUAACCAUGUAGAAAACCAUCAUCCUAGCUUCAAGAAAAGGGAAAGAAAAAGAAGAGAAAAAAAUUCAAAGUUGGCUGAACGAAGCUACAAGGUUUUGGCAAUUUUGUGUUUAUUGCAGAGUUUUCUAGCUGGGCUGAAGGUGUUGGUGUGAAAACAAUGGAAAUUGAUGGUGUUUUCUUUUUUGUUGUUGUUACUUUGUUUUGCUGCCUCAGGCCAGAAUUGUUUCUGCAGAUCACUGCCAGAAUCAAUGAAUCACAGAUAAAUCAAGAUCUUUUAGCAGUUUGCACAAGAAACUUUUAUCAUUUGUGAUUCUUUUUUUCUUCUCUCUUUAUCCCAAGCAUUAUUCCAUGUUGAGAGUUCCUGUAGAAAUGAGUUCUAAAUAGGCAAUAUCAUUAAGAUGAUCCCAUAGAUUAUUUAAAUGUCUCAUUCUUCAUAAAUCAGCGUUUGUUUUGAACUCUUGCAACUUA
Molecule: messenger RNA, 2041 nt
Organism: Benincasa hispida (wax gourd)
Lineage: Eukaryota; Viridiplantae; Streptophyta; Magnoliopsida; Cucurbitales; Cucurbitaceae
Product: NagB/RpiA/CoA transferase-like superfamily protein
Biological process (GO): translational initiation
Cellular component (GO): eukaryotic translation initiation factor 2B complex
Molecular function (GO): translation initiation factor activity; guanyl-nucleotide exchange factor activity
Source: RefSeq, a predicted model, not a curated record